UUUAGUCGUUGUAAAUAAACAUUGCGUUAAGUGGCAAUGAAUAAAAAUUUAUUGCAAUUUAUAGUAAAUAGAAAAGCGACACGUCCUUCACAGUUAACAUUGUUGUGCAAUAUUAUUGCCGGCUAAUUUGCAUUUUGAAUUGAUUAUUAUUUUAACAUGUGUCAUUUAAUAAUAAAAACAAAUAAUAUUGAAGUGUAUGUCUAUGAUAUUUAAAGUGAAUUAAAAGAACUAAAACUCGUUAAUUACAAUUAAAAAAAGAAGAAAAACAUAUAUAAUUUCAGCGACUCCAACGUUAUUAAAAAUAGAUUUGCGAAACAUUUAUGUUUUUGCUUGGAAAACGAGUAGUUAUCUACAGCUAAACACCUGUGUAUACAUAUCUGUGAGUUCUUGACUCCACGAAGGCACACUAGCAGCCAUGACGAAUGCCCUUAGUCGUUUUCUGACGCCUGUCGACUGCACCUGCAAAGAUUUCAAUCAUCCAUGGACGGACAGCUGUGUAAAUGCCUCUGUGGGCAUUUUACUGGGCGCAAUCCCAUACAGCUUGCGUAUCUACACAAUGGUCUAUGCGUUAUCGCUUAUAAUGCGCCAUCGCAUACCACAUAUUGCCGACCUCAAACGCACCCUACAAGGCAUAUUGCAAUCGUCCGCCUUCCUCGUCUCCAACAGCUAUUCAUUCAUUAUGUUUAACUGCCUGUUGCGUAGACUAAUCGGCCGCUAUUAUUGCGCCACUGUUGCUUUCGUACCCUGUUUUAUCUCCAGUUUUGCAUCGAUACUGGUCGAACGACCCGCACGUCGUCCCCUGCUAACACUAUACGUAGCGAAUUUGGCUACGGAGACACUCUGGCAUUUGGCCGAGGCCCGCGGUUAUGUGCGUUCAAUAGCACAAGGGCAAGCUUUAAUCUUCGGCAUUAGCAUAUCAGCACUAUUGUAUCUCUAUCGUUUAGGUCUACAUAAGACGACGUGUAAGGAUUCAUUAUUCAAUAUAUUACGUUUCUUUGUCGGUAAAACGGAAGAAGGACCUAUCGUGCCGAAAGAGCCAGUAGCGCCUACGCCGCCACGAUCGCGUGCGCCACUCGAUUUCCGUAGCAUAAAUGUAUUGGUCCAGCUUUAUACGCGCUUCUUGGAUGCGGCGAAGAGUCGACAUCACACGUGUCCACAUCGUGAUCAUUGUUGGCGUUAUGCCUUGGUGGGUGGUAUCAAGCCUUUCGUCGGCGGUGUGGGUCUGCAAGUGGCACUGCGUUUAGUUAUGAAUUUAAAGAAAAUUGUACAAAUGAAAUUCGAUGUGCGGAAGUCUAUAUUUAAUAAGCAGACGCUGAAUUUGGGCAUAUUUCUGGGUUGCUUCUCAUUCAUAUAUAAGGGUGUUUCGUGUGGUAUGCGGCAUAGCUUUGGUCGCGAUGAUCCACUCUACGCCAUACCAGCGGGUCUGUUAGCCAGCGUGUCCUUCACUAAAUAUCCCGAUGUAACAGUGGCAUUAUAUGUGAUGUGGAAAGCGUUGCAAAUAAGCUACAACUUGGGCAUUAAAGAAGGCGUGCUACCGCACAUAUCCGGCUUUACGCUCUUCUUGUAUUCCUUCUGUACGGCUGUACUCUUUCAUGCAGGCAUUCUCGAGCCGAAGACCAUACGGCCGAGCUACUAUAAAUUUCUAUAUGCAAUAUCCGGAGAAAGAAUUAACCGCUUCAAUUUGGAACCCUUCAAUAUCUAUGGUCAAAAUGCCAGCGAACAGAUGCAGGAGGUUUCUCGACAGCUAAAUCUUGUUAAUAAAUCACCGUUGCCCAAGUUCUCACUUGCCACAUGGAAAUAAUAAUAAUAAUAAUCAUUUAUAAGUACAUAUAUAUAUAAAUAAAUAGCGAAAUGUUAAUUUUAAAUAUAUGUAUAUGUUAAGAGAAUAGCAGACUUAUAGUGGCGAAGCAGAGCGCAGAAGCAGUUCACAAAGUCUACGACAAGUUAAAAUAAUGCUUUGAACAUAAAUGCGAAAUAUAUGAAAGGAAAAAUGAAAAAAGUACAAUUAAAGUACAGUUACAGCCAACGAAAGUUUAAAUGAAAUUAUGAAAAUGAACGAAAUUGUAAAAAGUGUAAAGCUAUUAGCUAGUUAAGCCAAGCGCAGGUGAGCAAAUAAAAUAUAGAAUCCUAAAAUUUAUUAAAAAUUAAAAAAAUAUAUAUAUAUGUAUAAGAUUUAAAAUAAUUUUUGUAUAAUAGAUGCAUAUGUGUAGACUUAAGAAUGUUUUGAUUUGGUGUGUGAUUAUUUUUUGUUGUUAUCUUUAAUAUAAUUUUUCAAUUGUUCGUGUGUCUAUGCAAACAUUUAUAAAGUAACUGAUUUAAGCUGUGUAUAAUUUGUUUAUUUUUUAUUUAAGUUUUUCUUGCAUAUUCAAGAGCUUGGCUAAAAUUUGGCAUAAAUAACAAAAAAAAAUAUGCGCGUAAUAUUAAGCCGGUGUUUUGAAGAAAUACAUUUUUUAUGUUUAUAUAAUAAAUAUUUUUUUUUUAAUUAAUUCAAAUUAAAAUGUGAAAAAAUAGAUUUUUAUGUUUAUAUUUUUUUUUUU
Messenger RNA from Bactrocera dorsalis (oriental fruit fly), 2537 nucleotides. Its product is annotated as transmembrane protein 135. NCBI's taxonomy places the organism in Eukaryota, Metazoa, Arthropoda, Insecta, Diptera, Tephritidae. The transcript has 6 exons. The coding region runs from base 416 to 1801 and encodes 461 amino acids. The record is from RefSeq and is a predicted model, not a curated record.